AUGAGCAACAACGCUGCCGUCGCGGGCUCCUUGGAGGUGCGCCGUGCUGUGGGCCGUUGCACUGGUGGCUCCGGCUGCACCUGUGCCUCCCAAUCGGCGUCUCCGCUCCGUUCGCCGGCCGCCGGGUCUUCGUCCAGGAGCCGCUCGGCGAGGAGUGAGGACGGGGAGUCCGUCGACUCGUCGGAGAACCGCGACAGCGACGACAACGCGACAUCCGAGGACCAGAGCGACUCCAUCAUCCGUGAUGCUGUCCACGAGACCGAUUGGUCCGGCAUGCAUGUUGAUGAGGCUGAUCAGUGCCAGUUCAUCGAGUGGUUGGAUGAACCUUGGCCAGAACGGGUUCAGGCCUGCUUGAAGGAACCGUGGAAGGAGCUCAAGGUCACAAGGCGUUGUGAGGCCACCGCAAAUGAAGCUCUGAUUGAUGCUAUCCGCUGCAAUGACAUCGCAACAAAUGCAAGGGUCGAGCUGCAGGAGGAGGUGAACCGCACCAAACGAGUUGUUGAGUGCGUCUGCUUCACAUACCAUAGGAAGGCUGCCCUCGCUGCUGUGGACAAGAGAAAGAUGAUGUACCUGGUCUACUGCCUGCUUGGAGUGAUCGUGUUCCUGGUGGUGGCCAUCUUGUUCAAGACCAACUGA
Messenger RNA from Miscanthus lutarioriparius, 636 nucleotides. NCBI's taxonomy places the organism in Eukaryota, Viridiplantae, Streptophyta, Magnoliopsida, Poales, Poaceae. The record is from the annotation of a GenBank genome assembly.